Miniopterus natalensis is the source of this 1558-nucleotide messenger RNA. The record is from RefSeq and is a predicted model, not a curated record. Lineage: Eukaryota; Metazoa; Chordata; Mammalia; Chiroptera; Miniopteridae.
UUGCUCUCUCUCUCCCCCUUUCACUCUCUGAAAAGCGAUGGAAAAAAUAUCCCCAGGUGAGGGUUAACAAAUUAAUAAUAAAAAAUAAAACGAUCUUUAAGAUUGUGAUACCGUGUCACCUGACAGCCCUGAAUGGAUGUUCAUGAUCUUAUCGUUUUCGUUUUCCCUGUGCUUGAAACAUUUCAGGAAAGAAGAAAAAUGAUCGUCGUUGCCGUGUGGAGAAUGGAUUGGAAAAGAGAAAGUGGGAGACCACGUAGGAAACUCGCGGACGCCCAGAGUACUUUCAAACCAGAGCCCCGGGCCCACCAGAACACUCACUGACCCAGGUGCCUGGAUGGAGACCUGAACUGGCAGAAGGAAGACGUGCCUAGAAGGACAUUGCAGAGGAUAACAACAUGGAAAAGAAGCCCCAGGAUGGUAGAAGGAGCCCGCCCCACAGAGAAGUACCCCCAGUUGUGGGGCUGCUGCUGGCCAUGGCCCUCAUGAACGCGCUCCUCUACCUCUGCCUCGAUCGGUUCUUUAUUUCCCCUCCGCGUUCCGCUCUGGAUCCCAGUCACUGUCCCUAUGGUUACUUCAGAAUGGGACAGAUGAACAACUGCUCAGCAUGGCUGUCCUGUGAGGAGCUGAGGACAGAAGUGAGGCAGCUGAAGCGUGUUGGGGAAGGAGCUGUGAAGAGGGUCUUUCUGUCGGAGUGGAAGGAACGCAAAGUCGCUCUCUCACGGCUCACCAGUCUGGAGAUGAAAGACGAUUUCCUCCAUGGACUGCAGAUGCUGAAAUCUCUGCAGAGUAAACAUGUGGUCACACUGCUCGGCUUCUGUGAGGAUGACAACACCAUUCUCACCGAGUAUCACCCCUUAGGGCCCUUGAGCAGCCUGGAAGGAACGCUCAACCUUACCAAGUACCAGAACAUGAACACCUGGCAGCAGCGGCUGCAGCUGGCCAUGGAUUACGUGGGCAUCAUCCACUACCUGCACCACAGCCCCCUGGGCACGCUGGUCAUGUGCGACUCCAACGACCUGCCCAAGACGCUGUCCCAGUACCUGCUGACCAGUAACUUCAGCAUCGUGGUGAACGACCUGGACGCCCUGCCUCUGGUGAACCACAGCGCUGGGACAUUUGUGAAGUGUGGCCACAGGGAGCUUCACGGGGAUUUUGUGGCUCCAGAGCAGCUGUGGCCCUACGGAGAGGAUGUGCCUUUUCAAGACGAUCUUAUGCCCUUGUAUGAUGAGAAGGUCGACAUCUGGAAGAUUCCAGACGUCUCCAGUUUCCUUUUGGGGCACGUGGAAGGGAGCGAUAUGGUCCGAUUCCAUUUGUUCGAUAUCCAUAAGGCCUGCAAGAGCCAGGCCCCUGCAGAGAGACCCACCACUCAGGCUAUUCUGGACACUUACCAGAAGGUUUUGAAUUCACUCAGAGACACCAUGAUAUCUCAGACAAGAGAAAUGCUAUAAAGACUAGUCUGGUCAGUGAAGGGUGGGAUUUAAGGAACAAGUGGAAUAGCUACAGCAGUUCUGCUCUGACAGUGAGCUUGUUGCUGUUUAGCCAGACAUGUUUAGCUUCC